This is a messenger RNA of Gadus chalcogrammus (walleye pollock), 496 nucleotides long. RefSeq names its product small integral membrane protein 18 (gene smim18). The record is from RefSeq and is a predicted model, not a curated record. NCBI's taxonomy places the organism in Eukaryota, Metazoa, Chordata, Actinopteri, Gadiformes, Gadidae. The coding region runs from base 155 to 496 and encodes 113 amino acids. The transcript is spliced from 2 exons.
UGCAAGGAGUGGCAGCGCGAGCCGAAUAGUGCCUGAGAGCGCCUGAGAGCGGGAGGAGUGUGUCGGGGGCGAGCAGAAGAAAAGAGCAAAAGGUGGAGCAAACCAGAGGAGAGAUCAUCCUUUGUGAGAGAGAAGCACCGAUACACAGACCGCCAUGGCCAACAGCACCACCGUUUUCACCAGCACAGCCGCCAACGCCACGGCCCUACCCGGCGGCCUCUCGUGGCCGCCAGGGGUGGCCCUGCUCUCCCGGGUCUCCAUGCAGGUGCAGGAGGUCUACCCCUUCCACGACGGCUGGAACGUGGCCUGCUUCGUCAUCCUGCUGCUCUUCAUCCUCACCGUCAUCUCCCUGGCCGUGCUGGCCGUGCUCUACGAGCUGCUGGACUGUGGCUGCUGUGCCAAGGGCAAGACCCACCAGCAGCUCCGCGAGGAGAGCCCAGCCUCCUGCAGUGGCUGCCACUGCCCGGGCUACGUGUCCCAGACGGAGGUGGUGUAG